Molecule: messenger RNA, 10192 nt
Organism: Chelonia mydas (Green sea turtle)
Lineage: Eukaryota; Metazoa; Chordata; Testudines; Cheloniidae
Gene: ERGIC2
Product: ERGIC and golgi 2
Exons: 16
Coding region: 481-1614 (377 amino acids)
Biological process (GO): retrograde vesicle-mediated transport, Golgi to endoplasmic reticulum; endoplasmic reticulum to Golgi vesicle-mediated transport
Cellular component (GO): COPII-coated ER to Golgi transport vesicle; membrane; endoplasmic reticulum
Source: RefSeq, a predicted model, not a curated record
AAUCGCGGCAUUUGAGCGGCUGGAUCCCGACGCAGGAGCAGCGGGCGCGUCCCGUCACCCGGCCGGGCCGGGUGUGCAGGGCGGCUCGUGAGGGGAGAAAGGAACGCCCCAGCUAGGAGCAAGGAGCAGAACCAUAGAGCGCGGCCUCCGCGGAGUGCUAGACAGGCACGUUCUCGGUCCCUUCCAGCCGGCCCGUCUCGGUGCUUGCUGGCAGUAGGGCACGCGCGGCCUUCUCAUUGGCCCGGAAGACACCCGCUCCAGACCCGGAGGCGCAGGCACGGGGCUGCCGGAGUCGAGCGCCGGGAAGCGCUCACCGCUGCUCGGUUAGUGGCCGGCCGGGAGAACCUCACUUCAAAAUACCGAAGAACAUCAAGAGAGACAAAGGGUCAAGUACGUCACUCCACCUUACCUAAGAACAGCAAGACAGUCAUCAGGACAAGAGUGAAUAUAUGAAGGAGGAAGUGGGGGAAUCUGCUGAAGAUGAGGCGACUGAAUCGGAAGAAGACCCUGAAUUUGAUGAAAGAGUUGGAUGCCUUUCCAAAGGUUCCUGAGAGCUAUGUGGAGACUUCAACAAGUGGUGGAACAGUUUCUUUAAUAGCAUUUACAGCUAUGGCUUUAUUAACCGUACUGGAGUUUAUGGUGUAUCGAGACACCUGGAUGAAAUAUGAAUAUGAAGUAGACAAGGAUUUUACUAGUAAAUUAAGAAUCAAUAUAGAUAUUACUGUUGCCAUGAAGUGUCAAUAUGUGGGGGCUGAUGUUUUGGAUUUAGCAGAAACAAUGGUUGUCUCUGCAGAUGGUUUAGUUUAUGAACCGGUAAUAUUUGAUCUUACUCCCCAGCAGAGAGAGUGGCAGAGGAUGCUGCAGUUAAUUCAGAGUAGGCUGCAAGAGGAACACUCCCUUCAAGAUGUGAUAUUCAAAAGUGCUUUUAAAAGUGCUUCAACAGCACUGCCACCAAGGGAGGAUAAUUCGUUACUGCCUCCAGAUGCAUGCAGAAUUCAUGGUCAUCUCUAUGUCAAUAAAGUGGCAGGAAACUUUCACAUAACUGUGGGCAAGGCAAUUCCCCAUCCCCGAGGCCAUGCACACUUGGCAGCCCUUGUGAGCCACGAUUCAUACAACUUCUCUCAUAGAAUAGAUCACUUGUCUUUUGGAGAGCUCAUUCCAGGAAUUAUUAAUCCUUUGGACGGGACAGAAAAAAUUGCAUCAGAUCACAACCAGAUGUUCCAAUAUUUUAUCACAGUCGUGCCAACAAAACUCCAUACGUAUAAAAUUUCAGCAGAAACUCACCAGUUUUCCGUGACAGAAAGGGAAAGAGUGAUUAACCAUGCAGCUGGCAGCCAUGGGGUAUCAGGGAUAUUCAUGAAAUAUGACAUCAGUUCACUUAUGGUGACAGUAACAGAAGAACACAUGCCCUUUUGGCAGUUCUUAGUAAGACUCUGUGGUAUUAUUGGUGGAAUUUUCUCAACUACAGGCAUUUUACAUGGCAUUGGAAGAUUCCUAGUGGAAAUUAUCUGCUGUCGUUUCAAGCUGGGCUUACACAAACCUACACCUGUCCUACUUCCGGAUGGCCAUAUAAACAACCACUUACCUCUAAUUACAGACAACAGUAUGCAUUAGCAUCUCCUUGGGGAAACUUUUUUUUCUUUCUUUCUGCCUGAUACAGAAGACAAUUUUUAUAAUAAAGAAAACAUUGUGCAAUAUGUUGAGACAGUGCUGAUGAGAAGCAAAAAUCAAGCCUUUUCAAAAAAAACAGUCUGUGUAAUUUGUCUCUUUUAAGUGCACAUGGAAUCGAAGGAGGCCAGGAAGCCCUGUGAAGCCAACCUCUUCUUGAGCUAGCAGAAGCAUUACUGAAGAGAGACAAUAUUUGCAGUGAAACUGAGUGUCUUUGCAAAAACUGCCAUCAGCGCUGAAGUGUCAGUGUAGUGAUCUGGAUUCCAGGCCUGCAAAGUCAGGCAAACACCUACGAAAGCUAACACACAUGCAGAAUGCAGAGAGAGCCCCAUGCAGUGUUCAGCUUGCAGGCCAGCAAGCAAGGGUGGCUGUGAUAAUUGUAGUUUAAGAAGCCAGGAUUUCCUGCUAGGUUUUCAGAAAUGAGACAUGAGAUUUUUGUUGUUUUUAUUUUUUAAAUGAGUAGGUAGAGGAGGCUUGGAUACUAUGCUUAUGGAGGUGGGGGGAACUAUUGAAAACCCUGAAAUAGAAGCUGGCUCAGGGACUAAGACCGAGCCAUAGCACUUUCAGCAGUCACUGCCAUUCUCCAGUAGCACCAUUACCUAUCUACAAGAGGAAAAAGUGCUGCAGAGCAGGGAAUAUGGCAUUUCUCUGUGUCUCUUCUCACAGCCGCUUUUUGCCAACAAUCCGAUUCUCUCCGAGUUUCAGCCAAGGAAUCAGGAAUAGUAAGUCACUGUUGAAAAGGUGUUUGACCGGACUCAUAUCUGUUUUCCUAUCCCAGAGCUAAACACAGUCUCCAGAAAGUAGGAAACCACCUCUCUGCUAUGGCUUAGAAAAGAAAUGAAUGUCUUGUGAUUAGGUGGGCCACAACACUGCUUUUCAAGAACAGACAUGUCCUCUACCUGCUGCUGGAACAUAAGCUUUGGCAAAUAAAAAACAGGAGAGUAAGAGGAGGGAGAAGAGAUUGAAGAACAAAUAGCUAAGAACAGCAAAGCAAUUUACUACUAAAUACUGCAGAAGCAAGUAAACUGUCAGCCAGUGAGUCUGCUGGACCACCCAGGGUAUAGUAAAGACAAUCACCAAGGAACAGGUGAUGGCAGAGAAUUUGAAUAAAUUUCUCUGCAGUAUAGGUGAUGAGGAAGAGUUUAAAUUUACACGUCAUGAAAGUUUGGGGCGGCGGGGGGGGAUGGUUGUUGUUUUUUAAGUAAAUGGAGCAUCCUGAGCUUUAUGCUGGAAUACAUUAGUGGAGUUGGUGGCGUUAAGAAACUAAAGAACUAAGUACUGUAGCUGACUACUGACCAAAACAUGUCAUUAAGAAACCCAACUAUUCCACCAGAGAGUACACAGUGUAUAGGCUGAUUUGCAUCACCCUGAUUUUUGUAGAGGUAAUACCUCUCUAAAUUGUGAGAAUUAUGCAGAAGAGCAUUAAAUAAAGAGUGGGAAGGGAAGAACCUGUCCAUAAUUUGUUUGGAUGAUUGAAAAAGUCCCAAGUUUAAGGAAACUAGGUCAUCUGAGGACGGAGGUAAAGUUUUUUUCAUAGAUUUAAACUGACUGAGAUGGGAAAUAAAGGUCUUGGCUACCUUCAGCACGGAAACCAUACACAGUGACUGCAUUAAGUGGCAUGGUGCUUCACGUGUCCUUGCAACCUUGUAGUGUAUCCACACAGUAAUGCCGUUCUUGAUGGAACCAGUCUCGUGCAUUCACAUGAGUCUUAUAUUGCAACUGUGAUACCAGUGCAUUCCAUCAUAUAGUGCCCAGCACCUUUGCUAGGAGCAGGGGCUUUUGGGGUAACUUCCAGAUACGAGGCCCUGCAUUGUGGGAUGGAGUUAGAGGCAGUUGUACCAUUGUAGCUGCCAUGCUUGUUGCUACAUGUCCAUACUGGGGUGAAGCCAUUAUAGUCUGCGCCAACACAUCUGGAUCUGAGCUGAAGGCUUUGUUCCCAGUGUUACAGCUAACUAGCAUUGCAACCACACCUUGGACAGCUGUUCUGUGUGGAUGCGAGAAGGCACACAAGGGUUGCAAGCGUAAGCCAUCUUAUUACAAUGGUUUCUUGUAAUGCUUCAUUGCUUUGUGUAGCUGGGCAAAAGAGUAGGGUUAAGUGUAAGUGUGUGGCUUCCCAGUGAACAAUAUGAAUGCUAGCAUUGUUCAGUAUUAUUCUGGAAGGUAGGUGAGACAGGAAACUAGUGAAGUUGCAUCUUAAAUAUAACUUCUAUUGAAUUACUCAAGUUUAGGGAAGAUUGUGACCAAAGAAACAUAUAAAAUGCAUAUUUGGGCAGUGUGAUGGUUGGUGACAGUCACUAUAAACAAGUGUAAGGAAACACCAUAGGAGGGAAUAUUUAAACCAUUCAGAGAGUCAUUCAUUAUGAAUUUGUUACUUCUUUGUAAGUUCUUCAGCUCCAACUUCCUUCAAGCCAGUGUCUUCAGCUGCUGCCACUCUAGCAGAUUAUUCUCCCUCCUGCUUCUGCUUGCACUGGUUCUGAUGACCAACGUUUUUGUUGGUCUCUGCUGAAUGCUCUCCAGAUUGUCCACAUUUGUUCGUAGUGUAGUGCCCAAAUACUGGAAACGGUACUGCAGCUGACGCCUCACCAGUGCCAAGUACAGCAGGACAAUUACCUCUUGUAUCUUACAUAUUAUACGCCUGUUAAUACACCCCACAACAUAAGCCUUUUCUGCAGUUGCAUCACAUUGUUGACUCAUACUCAGUUUGACACCCACUGUAACCCCCAGAUCCUAUUCAACUGCCUGCUGAGUUAUUUCUCACUUUGCAUUUGUGCAUUUGAUUUUUCCUUCCUAAGUGUAGAACUUUGCACUUGUCUUUAUUUAAAUUCAUUUUAUUCAUUUCAGACCAAUUCUCCAGUUAGUUGUAAUGCCAAGUAAAACAUUCAAGUAUCAUCGUGUCCAAAUUAAACCCACCUCCCAGGUGCUAGAAACCUCCUACAAACACUGGACAUAUACUCCAAGCAUCUGAAAGCCCUCAGAAUGGCUGGUUUUCAGGUGCCCACCACCUGGAAACUGCAUUGUGUUCUAAGAGGUCAGAAGACAGAAUAGUUGAGAAACUGUUAUAACAGCAUUCUAGAAAUUGUGUGUGUGUUGUUCAAAAGUAUGUUAACUCUUGCAGACCAUAGAAGAAAUAAAGGGCAGUAAAAACGACAUUAAGUGGGCAAAGCUUGCAUCAGAAGAAUGAUGAGGGUGGAGAAAAAUUAGCAGCCACAUUUUCCAAAGUAGCCUAAUUGAAAGCUCAAAGGGCCAACUUGGGUUUGACUUUUCAGCAGUGCUGAGCACCUGCAAAUCCCCUGACUUAACUAGUUAGGCUAUGUCUGCGCUACAGCUUAUGUCGGUAUAAUUUAUGUUGCUUAGGGGGGUGAAUAAAUCACCCCUCUGAGCAACGUAAGUGCUGGUGUGGACUGUGCUCUGUCCGUGGGAGUUUCUCCCCUCGACGUUGCUGCUACUGCUGCUCGCGGGAGCUAGAGUCGUUAAGCCAAUGGGAGAGCACUCUCCUGUCACCUUAGAGCACCUACAUUGUAGCUCGCAGCUGCACCACUGUAAGCUCUCUAGUGUCCCUGGAGCCUCAGUGCUGAACAGCCACAGCUCCAACAGAAAUUGGACACGAGGUUGAGUUUCCAGAAAGAAAGGCACCCCAAACCAAAACUUCCUGAAAAUGCUGGUUAGGGCUAUUAAAUGUGGGAAGGCAAAGAGUAAGAUGCAAUAAUGUAGAUAUAUAUUUACUUGUAUACUAUUAUAUUUAUAGCUGUAUAUAAGUACAAUGAAGACCGUUGGGAGACUGUUCAUAUCGUGUAUCGUAAUACAAGAACCAAAGGGCACUUAAAAGGCAAGACAUUUUAACUGGAUUAAUGGAAGAUCGUUAUGUAAGGUAUAGUUAAGUUGAACUCUUUUCAAGGCACUAGGAAGAAUAAAAAAGAGGGACACAUGAAUACAAUCUGCAGUUACGUUAGCUGCAAUAAUUUUUGGGUGGGGGAAACUGAUCAUGAGCUGGGUAAGGAACAAAUUUCUAUUUCUUUCCCCUCCAUGCCCUCGCACAAACUGUGAUAUAAUAUAAUGUAUGUUUCUGACUGUUAAGUUAUCAGAUCCCCUUCCUCAUCUGACAUAGGUAGCUGCCAAAGGCAGGAUGUGAGUCUAGAUGGAAAAAUGAUCUGACCAGGUAUGACAUAUUUCUUAAAGAAAAUACAGAUGAUGUGUCUGUAGGAGAAAUGUAAAGGUCAGAAUUAGGAUGACCAUACCCACGAUCAAAGACAGGCAUGAGUCUCAACAUUCAGGCCCUGAGCAUCCACCCAAUAUUUUAGUGCUUGUUUUUUUUUUAAGGCUGUUGGGAUGCUCGAGCUUUGCUUUUAGAGGUGUUGUGCUUCUUUUUUGACUUUCAUUAAGAUUACUUUAUAACUUAUUUGCACUUGCAGCCUCCUUGCCUUGAAAAGCUUAAUCUGUCCCACUUCUUGGCUUCUAGUGCCAUACCACAUAAGCAAUACCAUGUACCAGCUACCCUUUCUGAGCCCCUCCUGGCUGUGGCUUUUUUCACUUCCUUAUUGUUCAGCCUGGUGGCUGGUUGCCCUUGUUGCAGCUAAAUCGAUACUGAGUCUCACUACUGCUACUACUUUGCUUUCUUCCUUUGCCUCUGUGGCUUCAAAUACAGGGUUGGACUCAGAGGAGGCAAAGUGAAGGGAAUAAUUUGGGUGCAUGGAUAAGAGAGAGAGAAAUUCUGCUUAAGACUCUUUUCUAGAGGAAACAUUAGAGGGGCAUUUACUGCAGUAGAAUUAAGAAAAUCAUCAUCUUGUGUAGAGGGCACUGGUGUGAAAAUCAUCCAAGCGAAACUACCUAAUUUGUGAGUUUAGAUGAGGGUACUUGGGUAGCCCCUUGUAAUGUUGGCGCUCUCUCUCCAAGUAUGUAUGUAUAUAUAUGUGUGAAGCCUAUCCAAGUGGAACUGCUUCUGCAGAUGUGCUCAGUCACAACUGUGAGGCAUUUCAGUCUCAAGAGGUAAUGUUCUUUCUUUUGCUGUAUCCCAGUGGAGGAUUCUCUUUGGAUUUUCAGGCCCUACCUUGACCAUCUGACUCAAAACAACCAACACAUCUCUACCUGGCUGUUAAUUGUCUUUCUAUCUGUUACAGCUAUUUCUGUGGUAUAAACUCAGCUGUGAUCCUUUCUGUAUACUACACCAACUCUGGAGGGGUAGUAGUUGCACUGGAGGACAGGACCAAACUCUCAAGUGUCCUGAAGUGGGGCUGAAAGCAAAGAGGAAAGCUUUGGGACUUACAACAUAUAAGGCUUUACGUUUUGUUUUUUUUUAAGAGGAAAGAGUCAGUACAAGUACAAAGCAAGGGGAUGUAAAAUUGAGCUGUCACAACCAUGGCAUUUAAGUUCCUUCUAAAUAAUUUUUUAACGCAACCAAGCACUGUGGUUGCUUCUUAGAACAGUGGUUCUGAAAUUUUUGUACUGGUGACCCCUUUCACAUAGCAAGCCUCUGAGUGUGACAACCCCCCCAAAUAAAUUAAAAACACUUUUUAAUAUAUUUAACACCAUUGUAAAUGUUGGAGGCAAAGCGGGGUUUGGGGUGGAGGCUGACAGCUUGCAACCCCCCAUGUAAUAACCUUGCAACCCCCUGAGGGGUCCCGACCCUCAGUUUGAGAACCCCUGUCUUAAAAGAUGUGAGAUCAAAAUCGUUUGGGAGGGAAAGUGUCCAGGGAAAGGUUUGUCUCUGCCUUAAAGUACUCCACGGUGUGAAAAUAUUUGAGAACAACUGUACUAUGUGCACCUGGUCUUGCCUUGGUAGUUUAUUCCAUAUGUUAAUUUUUUAUGUAAUGACCUUUCCAUCAAAAUUCAUUUAGUGCUGGCUCCUGCCCUGGUAUUGGGGCCCUGGGAGUAGUUCGGUAUUUUGACAAAACGUCCUUGCACAUCUGUAUUCUACACCCCCCACCCACCCUUAAAAACACUUUGUGCAUUUUGAAGGAACUCCACUUGCCCUGCAAGAAGUCUAGCAUUAUGGCACUUGGCCUUUGGCUUCAGCAGGGGUCAGUGGGGCUCCUGAGUUAGUCAAUGAUGCCAUUUUGUUCAGCAGGACUGGUUAGUUGCUCCUUCUCUUUUCAACCCUGUGGCUCAGUGCUCUGUGUGCAUAGAAUUCCCAGCUCCUGUUGGCCAAGGUGGCAGAUUAUUCUCUUUCAGUGAGGUCUUUUCUCACUCCUGUCAGGUGGUGUGUCUAAUCUUAAAUUCUUUGAGAUGACUACAGUGAGUGGUCUUUGCUGUUUGAAUACAAGAAUCUGCUCUGUGGGCAGCAAUGGCUGACAACGGAAGAAUUGUUUUCUUAACCAAGGAGGGAGCUAACCCACAGCUUUGGCUCUUUGUACACCUUGUCUUUUUCACUGGCACCAUUUCAUUCCAGACUCAACACCUGAGGAGCAUGUUAAGAAUUGUGAGUAGGGUAGACCAGUGGCUCUCAACCAUUCCAUUCUACUGUACCCCUUUCAGGAGUCUGUCGUGUGUACCCCAAGUUUCACCUCACUUAAAAACUACUUGCUUACAAAAUCAGACAUAAAAAUACAGAAGUGUCACAGCACACUGUUCCAGAAAAAUUGUUUAUUUCUCAUUUUUACCAUAUAAUUAUAAAAUAAAUCAAUUGGAAUAUAAAUAUCAUACUUACAUUUCAGUGUAUGGUAUCCGGAGCAGUAUAAACAAGUCAUUGUCUGUGUGAAAUUUUAGUUUGUACUGACUUCACUAGUGCUUUUUAUGUAGCCUGUUGUAAAACUAGGCAAAUAUCUCUAGAUGAGUUGAUGUACUCCCUGGAAGACCUCUGCAUACCCCCAGGGGUAUGUGUACCUCUGGUUGAGAACCACUGGUGUGGAGGGCCACAGUAGGUUGACGUAAAGGAUAAUUACGUAACACAUUUGUUAAACCUACUUGCACAGCAGCUCCAACACACAACCAAUGCACCUCUGUGCUGAGAGCGUUGGCCAGUGCUCUGCAAGGCUGGGGGAAUGGAAUGUCUUUCUAGGUGCCCGAAUGUAAGUCUCAGGGUAAAUAAAAAUGUAAUUGUGCCUGCCUAAUGCAUUGCCUGUCCAGGGUUGAAAGCCUGCCAGGUGGGGUUAUUUUAUAGUGCAGCCACAUCACUGCUCUAUUAUUUUUUGUAUGUUAUAUAAUGUAUGAGGCAGUCUGAGAUAGAGGAAAAAACUCCAGAAGUCUUAUUCUCUGUUUGCUCAUUGGAAUGACUCUGAUCUCUUUUCAGAGUAGCAGCCGUGUUAGUCUGUAUCCGCAAAAAGAAAAGGAGGACUUGUGGCACCUUAGAGACUAACCAAUUUAUUUGAGCAUAAGCUUUCCACUGAAUGCAUCCGAUGAAGUGAGCUGUAGCUCACGAAAGCUUAUGCUCAAAUAAAUUGGUUAGUCUCUAAGGUGCCACAAGUACUCCUUUUCUUUUUGUGAUCUCUGUUGCUGGGAAGAGGUAGGGCUGAAAUUCCGCACAGAGCUCCCGGCAGGUGGGUAUUAUAUACCGGAAUUAAAUUGGUGGGGAGGGGUGUUUUUUUGUUUUUUUUUGUUUUUUUUCCUUCAGCAGCCCUUUUGGGAUCUUUGUUUGAGAGUCUGAAACAGUGCAAAUGGGUUAAGGUCCAAACUUUGUUUUCACAUUUUUAUUGAUGGAUGCUUUUUGUGAAUAAGAGGGACUUUUUUCCCCAUUCCAUUAUCCCAACCUUGUACUCACACAUUCUCAGUAACCAGCUGAGUGAUGUUUUGUACGAUGACACUGUGCAGCAAAUUGCUGCAUUUCCCAGGACACCUGUAACCUAAUAUUUGAAUAGUUUAUGUGUUUAUCAGAAAAUUGCAGGCCACAUGCUUCAUUACAGCCUUCUCGUUGACCUCUCACAGGAGGAAGAGAAGGAUUGUGAGGAGAGAAGGAAAGUAGCCUAGUCUAAGCCACAGUAUGAGCAUCGCUCUGAUGAUGGGCUCAAUGAUUUGGGACAAGUAACUCCCCCUCUCUGCCUCAGUUUCCCCAUCUGUACAAUGGGGACAAUGAUACUGACCUACCUCACAGGGCUGUUGUGAGGAUUGAUUAGAUGUUUGUAAAGCACUUGGAGAGUGGAAGCACUACAAAUGCUGUGGAAUUGUUAGAUUUUGGUGAAAGUGUGUGUGGCCAAGUAUUUGUGUUCCCUUGUUCUCGGACACCUGGGCAGACUCUGUUGCGGAGCUGCCAUUUGCCUGGUGCUAGAUGGGACUGGCAGUUACUGUCAACUUAAUUUUCACAGAUUUUUUUUUUUUUUCAAAUCUGCAAAUGCAAAGGAAAUGUACAAUGACCAUUCCCAGUUCCACGGUAUUAUCAGUAUUAUACACAAACAGUGCUCUGUGGAAAUGUGCCCUUUUAUCACACUUUCCAAAAACAGAAGCUGAUGAUAUUUCUGUACCAGAAUUUUAAGUCCAUCUCCUUGGGUAUUUCUGGCUAGAGUAACCUAGCAAGAAAACUGUGUUUUGAAGUCAUCACUCGUAUUGUAACAACAUUUUUAGGGUGUCGGUCCAGGAAAUAAAAGAUUUGCAGGUGUGA